AUGCCGCCUCCAAUACAGGUGGAAUCGAGCUCCAGUCUGGAUACCCCAUGGAGCUUGUUUGGCAAUCUUCAACUGCACCUACGAGGAAACGGACGUCCCAAGAUAAGUUUCUAUCUGCCUGUUACAGAGCUGAGGACGACUGACAGUAUUUCGCCAAUACCUUGUCACCACUGUCGCUCACGAAAGAAACGAUGCUAUCACGACGAGGGCGACACCAGGACCGACAAUCCGGAGCCAGUCGAGCUCCCUGUCCCAGAGUCACAACCAGAUGUCAACACCAGAGAGUCAAGCCCGCAUCCUUCACAGCUGCAAGAAUACAACCCCGAAGCAGUAUUGAAGCAUCUCUUCUCCCUACCCGAGCCAGACCGAGCAUGUCGACAACAAGAGACGAGCCGGGGCCGAGUAUCAACCGCCGAGAAUGUUGUUCAACAAACUCGGCGUCGACAAAUGUGGUGGAGGACGUAUAGACAGACGAUAAAAAUACCACCUCUAACGGAGCACCAUCGACGUUACCUACAGGAUGUGGGUGCCCUCCUUGAACUACCGAGGACGACUAUUGAGGCACUCCUGCCCGUCUACAACUCCCUUCUAGACGAACUCAUUCCCAUCAUAGAUGGUUCAAGUGUACUCCGCGAUUUCAGCAACGGCCAAGCUUCUCGGUACUUACUAAGAGCAAUAUGUCUUGUCACCUGCAAAGCGAAACAAGCCGCUCCAUUUCUACGGUUGACCGACGACGGACCACUUCUGAGCCACCAAAUCUUCGCAUCAAAGCUACUCGACGGACUCGAUGCAGCCAUAAAGGCAAACCUUGAGCCAAACAGGGUCAUCAAGAUCCAGAUCCUAGCGUUGAUGCAUCUCCAUAAUGACGGUCGAGGCGGCGUCGACCGCUCCUCGAUGUAUCUGACGCAGGCCAUCAGGGAGGCGUGGUCGAUGUCUUUACACUUGAAGAUGCCGGAAAACUCGGAUGAGGACCUUGACUAUCUAUGGUGGUCACUUCGGAACUUUGACCGGUUGAACAAGCCUACCAUGGGAGCAGGGCCUUUCAUCAUCGACGACACCGACAUUUCCAUUGACCGUAUCGCUCCAAGGAGAGAAAGCUAUCGGUCUCAGGUUCUUCACAUCUCUCUAGUAUUGGGAGACCUCACAGUCAAGGCAACCAAGGUCUACAAGGCAAGCUCCACAUCAACUGUUGAUGACUCAUUCCUCGAGAUCUGGUAUCAUCUGGCUGCAAUGCUGUCGUGUCGACACAGCGGCCCAGAUAACGUACAUUACACCAGGCGGCUCUCGUCGGCGGACCGUAUCCUCGAGAUGCUCGGUCAUGGCCAGCACGAAACCCUCCCGCCACUUCCGUUAGUACCAUAUGCCAUGGCCAUGGCCACAACAGUUAUAUACCGUGCUCUGCGAGACAGGGUUCGGGGCAUUGAUGCUUCGUCAAGAGAUCUCAGCCUUUGCUGCGAAGCUCUUGAUACGCUUGGCCAGAGCUGGACCACUGCCCAAGGUGUCGCAAAGCUGGCACACAGACUGAUGAGCUCCAUGAAUCCGGGCACCACGAAUCGAGAACGAGUUGUGGUUACUGAUAGAAGCGACUCUACUACCACGGCCGAACCAAAUUCUUCAGAUGAGAGGCCUCUAACUACAACCCACCAGCCGACCAACCAGUCAGUUGGGACAGAGGAGGUCGUGAUACCGACCCCAGUGUCUCUCCCGUCAGAGCAAGGGUUUCACGGCGACCAUGUAUCUGACAAUCCCCAAUAUCUUCCGGAACAGUUUAUUGAACCGUGGGUUGGGUUUGAUGCAUCACAGUUUCAGCUCCAAAUGGCAUUCGAUGAUCUAUUUAGUUAUGGCAUUUCUGACGUCUUUCGAGAUCCGGCAUCUUGGGAAUUACUUCACAUGGCAAACAAUGGUUCAGGGUUGGGGAGCUAG
Molecule: messenger RNA, 1923 nt
Organism: Fusarium vanettenii 77-13-4
Lineage: Eukaryota; Fungi; Ascomycota; Sordariomycetes; Hypocreales; Nectriaceae
Exons: 3
Coding region: 1-1923 (640 amino acids)
Source: RefSeq, a predicted model, not a curated record